Molecule: messenger RNA, 804 nt
Organism: Penicillium chermesinum
Lineage: Eukaryota; Fungi; Ascomycota; Eurotiomycetes; Eurotiales; Aspergillaceae
Product: alpha/beta hydrolase
Exons: 2
Coding region: 1-804 (267 amino acids)
Source: RefSeq, a predicted model, not a curated record
AUGUUGGCAAUGGACAAACCAGCUGUCGUCAUUGUCCCAGGCGCGUGGCACAGGCCGCAGCACUAUCAAUAUGUCAUUGAUGGUCUCAAAAACCUGGGCUACGAAACAGAAGGAAUUGACCUUCCUUCCGUCGACUCAAGUCCACCUCAUGCUACCUGGGAGAAAGAUGCUGAAGAAGUCCGUCGCGUGAUCUUGAAGUAUCUAGAUACUGGCAAAGAUGUCAUUGCCCUUGCUCACUCAUUUGGUGGUAUUGCUAUGUCCGAAGCAGUUAAAGGACUCGGAAAAGAAAGUCGAGAGGCGAAAGGGCUAAAAGGAUCAGUCUCCCGGCUCAUCUAUAUGUGUGCAAUGGCUUUGCCAAAAGGCCAAAGCUACGCAAGUCAGAUGGUACCAGCAACCCCCGAAGAGGAGGAGCUAGACAAGCAGCGGAAAGAGAUGCAGGAAAAAUACGGCGGGAUGCAGUUUAAGCCGGAUGGAUCCAUGGUACUUGACAAAGAUGCCUGUCGCAUGGUUCUGUACAAUGGCUGCGAUCCUGAAGAUGCAGACAAGGCAGUUUCUCUUUUAGGGUCAUUUCCGGCGGGUCCAUUAUCUGUGCCAGUUACUUACACGGCCUAUCUUGAGAUUCCAAGCACGUACAUUCUGUGUCGAAACGACCAGGCUUUGGCAGCUUGCAUACAAGAAAGAAUCGUGGCACAGGGGAAUGGUGCAUUGCAUGUUGAGCGAUGUGACGAAGGCCAUUCGCCUUUCUUGAGCAAUCCAAACUAUAUCGUUCGUUGCGUUCGCAGGGCUGCAGGGGAGAGCGUUUAG